CUCCUGUGGCCUGUGUGCAUCAGUGACAUCAGUGACAGUGUCAGGUUGUUGCAGUUGCGCUCAAGCAACCAGGCACUGGUACCUGCAGCCUGCUGACGAAUACAGUGUGAGCUGAUCCAGAUUCUGCGGGCACAUCAUGGGAAACUGCACAUCAGGGACAAAGAAGAAAAGGAAAGGGAACUUUGCACCAGAUGAUAGAAACAGCACAGAUAAUAAGCCUACUGAGGAUGUAACAUACGUCUGUAUUGACUACAACGCUGCCAAAGGAUCAAGAACAGCCAAAACUUUGACCAACGAUGAUUGUGACUACGCCACAAUUCACGUCCCAGCAGAAACUUUAUCUGAGUGCUCAUCUAAAGACGACUGUGCAGAUGAUUAUGUGAUUAUGGGAUGAACAUAUAGUUCCGUUCAGGCAAUUUCAAGAUGCAGAUGGAGUAGAUAAUAGCAUAAAGAGGAGAACUGUCAAGUUUCCAGUUGAACUGCUCAAAUCUUGAUUUUCGAUGGAAAAAAACUGUGACAAAAUGAAAAAGAAGAAAAAGCCGCUCCUCUCCUCCAACAGCAGCUGUGGAAACAUCAAAUCCCUGAGAUGCUUCCCUUCACCUAUGAGGAAACCUGAUGUCUGGACAAUGUGAAGGCCUUUUAGUCUGAUAUUCCCGACUUCCUAAUAAAUGUAUCAAACAUCCUGAAGCAGUAUACGUCAAGGCUCAGACUCGAAGACCUGAAGAUGCAAAAGGGGUCCGUCGGUUCUCCAAGGACAGUCACACUGUCACACUGCUGAGAACAACACCAAAGUGUGAAAUAUUCAAGCCAUCUGUGGAGUUUUUUUUUAAAUGACUUAGAAAUUAUUCCAAAUGCAUACGUAUCGUUUUUAGAAAAUGAUAUAUAUUUCAAAAUUCUCCAUCUCCAUCCGCUGUCACAAAAGUUUGAUCUUUAUCAAUAGUUUACUCCGCCUUCAACCACAGUUUCAGUUGAGCCCAAGUUAGGCUGCAUAACACGUCAACAAGCCCAGACUUCAAGUGUCACUCAACUGUUUGCACUGUAGAAUUGUGUGUGCACUUUACGUCACAUGCCAUAUCAUCAAAUUUAUGAUGACAGAAUGUAAUGUUGCAAAAUUUUUCCUCCAACGAUCUAUUUCUCCCUCUACUGCACAUGCGCCACCUAAAAUAUACUAGAAAUACAGACUGUAUUUAAGGCCUUAGAGUUUAUGUUUUGUAUGUCUCAAGGCACUUUACAUAGUGAGGUCGCGACCUCGCAUGUACCUACCUAGGAUUAAUUAUAUUGAUGCAUAUGAAGUGCACAGUAAGUUUUUUUUGUUUCACUGGGAAUUCAUUGAUCUUUUUAUUUGAUUAAAAGUUUACCAAAACCAA
This is a messenger RNA of Scophthalmus maximus (turbot), 1367 nucleotides long. RefSeq lists its product as uncharacterized. Lineage: Eukaryota; Metazoa; Chordata; Actinopteri; Pleuronectiformes; Scophthalmidae. The coding region runs from base 137 to 394 and encodes 85 amino acids. The record is from RefSeq and is a predicted model, not a curated record. The transcript has 4 exons.